Laccaria bicolor S238N-H82 is the source of this 165-nucleotide messenger RNA. RefSeq lists its product as uncharacterized. The transcript has 2 exons. Lineage: Eukaryota; Fungi; Basidiomycota; Agaricomycetes; Agaricales; Hydnangiaceae. The record is from RefSeq and is a predicted model, not a curated record. Bases 1 to 165 code for a protein of 54 amino acids.
AUGCAAGAGCAAGUUCGAUGUUAUCCCUUGGCAAGAGGCGCAAAUUUUUUUGCACGCAGUAUCCAAGCGCCCCCGACAAAUCUUUGCUUGAAGGAUGAACAUAUCGUUGAUGGAGUGGUAGUUCCAAGGAACUGGCAGUUGAGAGUGAAGCCCGAAUGGAUAUGA